This is a messenger RNA of Penicillium olsonii, 1644 nucleotides long. NCBI's taxonomy places the organism in Eukaryota, Fungi, Ascomycota, Eurotiomycetes, Eurotiales, Aspergillaceae. The record is from the annotation of a GenBank genome assembly.
AUGGAGCCACCAAGCCACUACAACAACUGGCCCACCGAUAAAGGCUUCGAUCCCGAAUACGAACAACGCGAGCCAAUCGACCUUGUCGUGACCGGGACGAUACCCGCCUAUGCCGCAGGGGUCUUGUAUCGCACCGGUCCGGGGAAAAGUCAUGUCAAGGCAGAGAAUGGAGAGACUCUCAGAAUCACCCAUUGGUUUGAUGGCUUCACUCAGAAUCAUCGAUUCCAGAUCCUCGCUCCGGAUGAUCGCCACACAUCAACACGAGUCCUCUACAACUCUCGCUUCUCAACGGACGACCUGAUCCAAAAUGUCAUCAAAAUGGGGUCUCUAAAAGGUCUCGGCUUUGCAGAAGGUCGUGAUCCCUGCAAAAGCGUCUUGGGCAAGGCUCAAAGUGAAUUCAUUCCUCAACCCACCCCCUCAAGCAAGAACAUCGGCGUUACUCUUUCGAUCAACUUCCCUGGCUUGGACUACAAAGACGAGAGAGAAUCGAGCCUCCGCAGGAGAGAUGUGCAAGAACAAACUCUUUAUGCCAAGACCGACUACAAUGCCUUCCAGAAGGUUGAUCCGGAAACACUGGAGCCUCUUGGCCUGGCCUCGCAAGAGGAUCUACACCCCGAACUAUCAGGCCAAGUGUCUGCGUCGCAUGCUCGGUCCGAUCCUGAAACGGGAGACGUGUUCAACUUCAACCUCACAAUAGGACGAACGUGUACAUAUCGCGUUUUCAAGGUCUCGGCAGCAACUGGAGAGACGACAAUCCUAGCCACGUUUGCUGCAACCCCUGCCUAUCUCCAUUCGUUGCUUAUCACCAAAGAUCAUGUCAUUCUCUGUAUUUGGAAUGCGCAUCUCGAUCCACGGAGCAUGGCUGAGUCUUUUAUGAAGGCGAUUUUGCCCACAGAUCCCAGCCAGCCAGCAGUCUGGUAUGUCAUUGAUCGCAAAGGGGACAAUGGAUUGAUCGCAACAUACGAAAGCCCUGCAUUUUUCUGUUUCCAUACUAUCAACGCAUGGCUGGAGCCUUCGGAAGACGACGCUUCCCAGAUGGACAUCGUUGCAGAUCUUGUGAGAGCUGACAAUACGAGGCUGAUACAUACCCUCUACUAUGAGAACCUGAUAUCAUCUCUCGACACAGCCAAAAAAUUCCAGGAGAAUAAAGAUGACUCUCUCCGGACAUCGAUCGCUCGCUUUCGCCUGCCCUCUGUGCCGCAGACUCCAUCUACGGAUGUAAAGAAGGCAAGCCUCGAAUGGUCUAUCUGCAAACCAUUAUCUCCCGAGCUACCGAUAAUCAAUCCGACCAAGGUCACUCAGAAGCAUCGAUACGUUUAUGCCGUGACAUUCCGUGGCGAGGCAACUCUGACAGAUGGUAUCAUGAAACUUGAUUGCGAGACCCAGCAAGUCUCUUUGUGGGCCUGCCAUGGCCAAUCGCCCGGUGAGCCCAUAUUUGUCGCCGACCCUGAUGGCAUUGACGAAGACGACGGCGUUCUGCUCAGCGUUGUGCUUGAUGGAAUGCAUGAUAAGAGUUACCUGCUCUGUCUCGAUGCUCGCAACUUGUCAGAACUCGGCCGGGCGAACGUUGACGGCGCUGUUGGGUUCGGUUUCCAUGGCCAGCAUGUCUCAGCCGUUGGCGGAAUGCCGACUGGUGACUACUAA